AUGGUAGGCAAAGCGAAACCAAGUGCCAAAACGUCGGCGAGCAUAGCAGAAGCUGCAGGUCAAGAUGAAAGACCAAAGAGCCCAAGCAGACAGAAAAGCUCAAGCAGACUGAAGAGCCCCAACUCUCCUAGCAAGACGAAAAUACCAACUAGACAGAGAAGCCCCACCAAACAGCGCAGCCCUGCUAGACAGAAAAGCCCAGGCAGGCAGAGAAGUCCUGCUAGACAGAGCCCUUCAAGGCAGAGCCCUGCCAGGACCAAACCAGAGCCAGUUAGGCCUCAGACACCCACAAGGACCAGUACCAGGGUGCGCAGUCCUGCCAGACUUAGGACUGCUUCUCCCUCUCUGCAAACUUCUACACCCAUACAGAUGCCUUCAAAGAGGAGUCCUAUACGUGGGUCUCCUGCUAGAGGGGCCAGCAAAGAGCCCUCAGUAGAUAAAGAAAGAGAGAUACCUACUAAAAAGCAGAUAAUAAUCAUUGAUACAGAAAGUGAUUCUGACAAUCCUGAAAUUGUUCCUGAAGUCAAGGAAAAACCAAAAGCCACUGUAAGGGGUAGAACAAGAGGUACUGAUGGGAUAUUAGAACCAGAAGAGAUGGACCUGAAGAGAGUAACCAACGACGAAACGUCAUCGUACCUGAUCAGACGGUUCACCCGCUCCUCCCAAAACCGCGACGUCGAAAAAGUCGUGCACCUCAAACAUUUCGACUCUGUAACUGUCACGAAACGCCUCGGAGAAUUCUCCGAUGAAGACGACAUACACGAGAAAAAACCCCAAAGCAAACCGACCUCUCAAACCCCAAUUGAAUUCCUCGGCCCUUACGGCGCUCUAUUUUCGAUCCUAGCGAUGCCUGUCGCCGUUUUGGCACUCUAUGCGCUCUGCAACGAGAGCCGGUGCUCGUUCGACUUACCGGACUUGAACAAAUACAGGGCUUUGGAUGUCUUUUUCGACGUGAAAUCUUGCUUGGGGUUGUUGGCCUACAUUGUCCUUCUGGCUAUCUUCUCUGCUGUGCCUACAGGGGGCUCUAAAAUCAGCGGGCUUCCCAACAAACAUGGCAAACUGGAUUAUAUCUUGAACGGCUUAUUCGCUUUUUCUCUCAUCCUUUCCGUGGUUUGUGCCUUGGAAUUGAGGAACGUCGGGGUUUUUUCUUAUGUUGUCAAACAUCUGUUUCACUUGCUUUUCGGUUCUGUUUUGUUGGGGUUGGUUGUUUCGAUUGGUGUUUAUUUGAAGAGCUUUUACGUGCCUGUGAGUGCUUUGAAUGCUCAUGCUGUGGGACGAGGUGGGGUUUAUGGGUUUUUUAUGGGACAGGAGGUGAAUCCCAGGUGGUUUUCUGUCGUGGAUGUGAAGGUUCUGUUUUUUAGAGCGUCUGUUAUCGGAUCGAUUCUCAUCGACUUUGCCUUUUUGUACCAAUCUCUGAGCCACCGUUGGACGUCCGCUCAAGAUCCUGAAAAUUCUGCCGCUUUCGAUCCGAAAUUCCUAACCACCCAACCCACCCUCUUUGUCCUUGUACUUCUUCGCACCAUCUACUUCACAGACUCUCUCAUCUUCGAAUCAACAUGGAUAACCUCGUUCACAAAUCGUCAAGAAGGUUUUGGAUAUUUGCUGGCGAUGUCCUACUGCCUUGCCCCCUUUUUCUACGCCCUGCCGGUGAAGUUCGUGGUAGAAAACGGGGUGGAAUUGGCUAGCUGGAAGUUGGCGGUCGUCUCAUUGGUGUUCGCGUUCGGAUAUUUGUUGUACAGGGCGAGCAACAACCAGAAGAAUGCGUUCAGAAACAACCCAUACAGUCCUGCUAUGUCACAUUUGGUAACAAUCCCGACCACCCAAGGCCGCAAACUGGUCGCCUCCGGUUUCUGGGGCAUCGUGCGCCACCCCAACUACCUCGGCGACAUCUUGAUGCACCUGUCUCUCGUCCCGUUCGUGCUCCUUACUCCGCCGCUGCUGGUCGGCCUGCUGACCGUCCUGAUUUUGGUCCAUCGCACCGGCAGAGACAACGCUCGCUGCCAGCGGAAGUACGGCGCCGCUUGGGAGAGGUAUUGCAACAGGGUGAGAUACGCGCUAGUGCCCAAAGUGUACUAG
This is a messenger RNA of Phaedon cochleariae (mustard beetle), 2076 nucleotides long. The record is from the annotation of a GenBank genome assembly. Lineage: Eukaryota; Metazoa; Arthropoda; Insecta; Coleoptera; Chrysomelidae.